UAUUUAAAUAAAAAUAUGCUAUUUUAUUUAUUUAUUUAUUUUAUUUUUGUUAGGAUCCUUAUUAACCACAGAGCAAAUGUAAACUGCAGGACUGUAUAUGGCGAUACGCCGUGCCAUUUAGCAGCCUAUCGAGGACAUAGAGAAAUGGUUAAACUCCUUGUAGAUUGUGGUAAUGCUGAUCUGUCAGUAACUAAUUGUAAAAAUCGAACUUCACUAGAUGAAUCGAUCUGUAGCUCACACGAUGAAAUUUCUCGAUAUAUCCACAAUGCUAUGAGACUAAAAAAUUACCAUCCGAAACGACUUGCUGAACUUCGUAUGACAGAAAUCCCACUAGAUCUUACAGCAAUACCCUCUUCAGAAUUAAACUCAUUUGAGCACGAUGAAAGAUAUCCAUACUCUGAUGAUGAUAAUAAUGAUGAAGAAGGCAACAGAUUUAUUGUUAAAGCUAAUAAUGGCUUAGCAGCUACCACACAUUAUGCAGUACCAUUCCAUUGUGAAACACCAAUCACUAACAGAUUAUCAUCUGAUAUGAUAACUCCAUUUCCAUCUGCUGGACCUAUUAAUAAUUCUAACAUAUAUUAUUCUCCAAACAUUUACCCCUAUAAAAUACCAAAUACUUCAUAUUCAUUGCAACAAAGACCUGUUUUGCAAAUAAAUCAAAGAGACACUGACUCUAUUUCAGAUUCUGAUAUGAACUCUAUGGUAAUGAAUGAUCUUUCAUCAACAAAUACAGCAGCUAACCAUUCACAAUUGUCUUUUCUGAAUAUAUGUUCACGAUACAUAAGUGAUAACAUGUGACAGUUUAGUUUAUUCCUUAGUAGACCUGUAGCAAGGAGGGAGCUGAUAAAAAUUUAAAAAAUACAGUUUGAUUAACAUUAUUGUAAUUCUGUCUUUAUGGAUAUAAUGUCCUAAGAUGUAGGACAAACCUGCUUUUCUCAGUUUAAAGCUGGUGGGAUGUUUCUAGAGAUGCUUAUAUAAGGGCAUGUUAUUGGUUCAUUUAACACAAUCAGUUAAAAAUGUUAGUUUCUGUUUUAGCAGGUGUAUAUUUAGCAAAUUUUCUUUUAACGGAUGUUUUAUAUCUAUCACUUCAUGAUGCAACUCUAGGUAUGAGGACUGGAAUAUGACCCAUAUAACUUUCAAUUGUUGGCAGCCUGCCAAUCUACUUCUCUGCUACGCUACCAUAAGGUGAAAUUGGUACCUUACUUUCCAGUAAGCUAAGGGGUUAAUGUGGUAACAUUGGCUGGCUGCCAACCAUAUCACCAAGACUACAGUCAAUAAGUUUUAGUCUUAGAUUUAAAUAGACAUAAGGCUAUGCUAUUCAUUUUUUUUUUUUUCUUUUUUUUAUGUCCUUAGUCCAAUUGACUAUCAUUUUAAGAGCACAUGAGUGAAUUAAACCUUAGUUUCAAAAAUAAUACAGAAAAUUAAAGAACUGCCUUAUUCUCUACAAUUCUUGAACAUUCUGAAAUGUGUCUUCAUGACUUGUCAGAAAUUUUUCAUCAACAAAUUUUAGUCAAAAGCAAUUUCAGAGCAAUAAAAUGUUUGCUGAUUCUGUUUCUAAAACUCUAUCUGUGAUAAUUUGAUAUUCGCAACAGCAAAUGUGAAAAACAAAUGUUAUGUUUUUAUAUGUAACAUCUUUAUACAACCCAGCUGAAUUAUAUUUCAUACAAAGUGCUCCCUUUGCCCCUGAACAUUGCUGUUUUUUUGCAUCUUCAGGUAUAAACUUUUUUUUUUUUCUAAGUUAGUCCAAGGGAAAAUAUUGUUAUUUUCAUCAUUUUUUAUUUUUUAAUCAUGACAAGAAUUUAAAGAAUCAGAUGCUUGCAGUAUCUAAUUCGUUAUGUUUUGAUGGGUUCAAAUCAUUCUGGAGUUGAUUUUAACUUCCUUUUCUCCAUGGAUAAUAUUUAAAAAAUUUUUAUCAUACCUCCAUACAAGUCCAUUAUUUUUAUCUAGGGGGAAAAACAAAAACGCACAUAAAGAAGUGAGUUAGCUUGUUACUUCAAUGGUUUCUUUAUAGCACAUUGAACUUCAGUGGUGCAAAUAAAUUGAAAUGUUUUCAUGAAGAAUCUGAAGCCAGUCACAGACUCAGUUUUCAAGAAGAUUAUUUUCAAUUUAACCUAUCUCUCUCAUGGAACAAAGACUGCCACACAUUUUCUGUUCAUACUUAGAACUACAUUACUUUCACCAUGCCUUGGGAAGUUCCUUUUUCUCUUCCCAUUCCAAGUGAUGUUUUGUUUUUCUAUCUGUCCAACUGUAAUUUCCAUUAUAAUACGCAACCUUACAUUAUAUCUGUUCAUCAGAUUUCCAUCCAACGACAUAUUCAACCAAAUGAAUUAAAACUUUUUCAUUUUUUUUUUUUUUUUCAUCUAAAAGUGAUUAAAUUCUCUUAAAUAAGUUUCUAAUAUUUUGGCUGAGAAAGAAAAAAAUGAUGACAUGUCUGCAUUUUUUGCUCAAUGAAUGACUUUGGUAAUGUGUGAUCUACCUGCUGAUGUACCUCAAAAUAUGAUGAAAAAUAUUAUAUUGUUUACUUAUUCUUAUAUUUUAUCAGCUAAGAGGCUGCAAAAAUAUACUGGCCAGUUUAUUUAUGUAAUGUAUAUUUAAACACUACGCAAUAUUCAUUCACAAAGUGGUUUCAUUUUUCAGGAACUACAUAUGUUCUGCAUUGACAAAAUAAAAUUUCGAUGAGGUUAAAUCGAAUGUUUUGGUGUCUUAACAUAUAAGCAACAAAGCACAUGUUUUCAGUGCCUUUUUUUUUUUAAUUUAAUACAAAAUCAAAGUGAAAGGUUGCAUUUGCUAAACAUUCUUAGCAACAUGUAAAAUAUUUGUAACUAUUAUGUAAUAUAGUAUCUAACAAAUAUUACAUUGCAUACUUCAAAUGUGUAUCUUUUGUGUUCAUCCACUAAUUUAUUUUUCAAGAAGUCUGUGAUAUAAUUUCAACUGUUUGCAAUGAUACAUUCAUUAAGAAAUUAAUGAGAAAAAUAAAAUAAAUGAAACAUGAA
Molecule: messenger RNA, 2993 nt
Organism: Octopus bimaculoides (California two-spot octopus)
Lineage: Eukaryota; Metazoa; Mollusca; Cephalopoda; Octopoda; Octopodidae
Molecular function (GO): protein binding
Source: RefSeq, a predicted model, not a curated record